UUAUUUAGUUGAAGACUCACGUACCUACGCAUGUCAAUGUGGAUCACUAUUUGGAAUCGUGAAAUGCUAAUUUUGUCAAUUCACAUAACCAACCUUUUUUGAUUUAAUGACGGGUACAAACAAACAUUGGACUUGCAACACUUGUCAAACAGAAUCCAUACUGUCUCCAUGUGGAGAAUGUACAUACCUCAAUUUAAGAGGACUUAAAGAUAACUCAUGCAAAUGUUCUUCUUGCAAAAUCACUAACUAUUAUUUAGAUUGUAAAUAGUGUUAAACAUGGUACACAGUGAAUGAAUCUAAGAAUAGUUUAGAUGGCAAGUUAUUAACAUGUGUUCUAAAUUGCGAAUAAGUUUAAGCGCUUAAAUGCACUAACUGUUAAACCUUAAUUACAAUUGAUAAUUUCAACAAUGAGAUCAAAAAUUACUGCAAUUCGUGCAACAAACCCUUUUUUAAGCAAAUUUGCUCAUUUUGCAAAGAAGUUUCAACUUUCACCCAAAAUUAAAGUCAAUUUAAAUAAAAAUGUUUGAAUAGGAAAUGUGGCAAAGGUAAUUUUUUAAAGUCUGGCAAAUUAAUGAAUCAGUAAGUAAUAGUAGGGCAAUUCAUUAAAUCAAAUGAAAUCUAAUAAGUUCAAAUUAAAAAAUAAUAAUCAACAUCUAAGUUUUUAUAAAAUGCAGAUCUAUUGAACUUUGAUGAACCAGAGAACGAUAAUACUAAAUUGAAUUAAAAUUGGAAUAAUGCUAAUCUUUUAGAAAUAGAUCAACAUUUAAAUUAACCAUCUCAAGAUGAGGGUUCAAUUACUAAAUGCUAAAAGUGCUUUAACUCUACAGAAGUUAUUAUAACAACUCCUUGUGGACACAAAGUUACAUGUUACCAGUGUUUAGAAACUUAGUUGAAUUGUAUUUCUUGUGGUGAACCUAUUGCUAAUAGAAUCAUGAAUACUUUCAAUAGAGACUUUUAAAAAGAAAUCAAAGAUAGGAUAUUGAUUUACAGAAAAGAGUGA
This is a messenger RNA of Paramecium tetraurelia, 1000 nucleotides long. RefSeq lists its product as uncharacterized. Lineage: Eukaryota; Ciliophora; Oligohymenophorea; Peniculida; Parameciidae. The transcript has 4 exons. The record is from RefSeq and is a predicted model, not a curated record.